This is a messenger RNA of Schizophyllum commune H4-8, 2224 nucleotides long. Its product is annotated as Rsm22-domain-containing protein. Lineage: Eukaryota; Fungi; Basidiomycota; Agaricomycetes; Agaricales; Schizophyllaceae. Gene Ontology annotation, biological process: translation. Bases 73 to 2067 code for a protein of 664 amino acids. The transcript has 7 exons. The record is from RefSeq and is a predicted model, not a curated record. Gene Ontology annotation, molecular function: structural constituent of ribosome; methyltransferase activity. Gene Ontology annotation, cellular component: mitochondrial small ribosomal subunit.
CCGCGCCCUCUGAUUGCACACAGGACUUAGUCAGUACUUCCUGGCUUGCCUGCUCCCUUCAUAUCCUCCGCGAUGCUGCGCCCGACGUUGAGCUCGCUUCCCGCGGUGCGCGCGCGCCUCCCCACCCUCGCGGCUGGCCUGUCGACCUCGGCAGUCGCUAGUAAUGCUGCAGCCACCGCAUCCGUACCCAACCCGCGCAUGCACCUCGAUCCCACCCUACAGGCACUCCUGCGCGACGUUGAUAUCUCCUUGAUUAACAACAAGGCGAAAGAGAAGUACGCGGCGCCGAAGAAGCGGGAGCUGGAGGUAUUCCCCCAAGAUGCGGCAGUGGUGGAUGUAGAGCCGUUCGAGGAGGAGGAGUUCGAGGACGAGAGGAUGCAUCGCAAGUCGCCUGCAGCGCUCUUUGGGAGCGAGAAGAUAGGCUCUCUCGUCCUCCCAAAUGAGCUACAGAGGGAGAUCAACCUGGUGGUGGCCGACGCAGACAAGCACAAAUUGCGUGAGGAUGCGCUGAGGCUCUUUGGCACGGACGUUGGCGGCGAGGACUCUGCGUGGAGUGCGGACUACGACGUCAGCUACGGCUCAAGAGAACAGCGGAUGCGCCACCUUGAGGGUGAUGGUACCGCGUUCGCCACCGUCGCCCUUCCCCCUCACUACGCUGCCAUCGCUUCCGUACUCCGUCAUCUCCGGCAACGAAUAGAGCCCGACUUUAGGCUCGAGCGGGUCCUUGAAUGGGGCUCUGGUGCUGGGAGUGGAAUAUGGGCCUCGAUGCACGUCUUCCAAGAGAAACUGCCAAACGGGACGUACGACACAGACCUGAACGACCUCAAGAUCUCAAACUCUACUAUAUCGUCAUACACAAGCAUCGAGAAGCGAGAGGGUUUGAGGAUGAUUGGCAAGCGUCUGCUCAAGAACAUGGGUCUGUCAGAAGACCAUGUCAACUGGCAGAAGGCCUACCACGAAGAGGACAUCCUGCCACGCAACGAGCGCAAUAACGCGAUGGCUCUGUCAGCGUUCGCACUUGCUGCUCAACCCAACCCUCUGGCACGGAGAAGGAUAGUCAAGCAAAUGUGGGAGAGUGGCGCAGAGUUGAUGGUCUUAAUCGACCACAAUACGAAGGAUGGCUUUGAGGCAAUCGCUGAGGCGCGCGACUGGCUGCUCCGGCAGGGCAACAAGGAACUCGAAGAGCUUGAGAGCGCCGAAUACGCCUUGCGAGGCGCCCAUGUCAUCGCACCUUGCCCCCAUGACGGCGCCUGCCCCCUCUACCACCCCGGCGCGACCAAGCUUGUCUGCGGAUUUUCCCAGCGCCUCCACCGCCCCUCCUUCACCCGCCGCACUAAGCACACCAAGUUCGGCCACGAGAACAUCGGCUACUCGUACGUCGUCAUCCGGCGCGGGUCGAGGCCGGCAAGGGCGACAACGUCGGUCGGCCGUAUUGGUGAGGUGGGGAGGAGAGAGCUGGAGAAGCGGGCGGAAGCGAGUGUUGUGCCGAAGGAGCUGAUGCUGCAGGUAGAGCAUGAGCGCUUGGUGGCGGCGGGAGAGACCGGGAAGGAUGGUGCGGAGAAGGAGGCUGAGGUAAAAGAUGACGAUGUGGUUAGCGAGCCGUUGUCGGGGUCAGCGCUGGAGGCGGCGUUGAGGCAUGAGGCGUAUAGCUGGCCGCGCCUGAUCUUCCCGCCGCUGAAGCGGAGCAAGCAUGUCAUCUUGGAUGCUUGCACGGCAGAAGCCAAAAUCCUCCGCAUGACAAUCCCCAAAUCCCAGGGCAAGCAGCCCUACUACGACGCGCGCAAGUCGGAGUGGGGCGACAUGUUCCCCCAUCCGCCCAAGAACCGCCCGCAGGAGCGCUUCCAGGCGCCCAAGGGCAAAGGGGAAGCCGAGCCCGAGGUGAAGGGCGCGGACAUCGGGAAGCGCAAGGUGAAGGGGAUGAAGAAGCCGGUGACGUACGAGGCGAUCGAGGACGAGCUGAAGAAGAAGCAGAAGAGGGAGGAUAGAGCAAGGGCGCUGGAGAGGAAAGAGCUGAGGCGGGCGCAGAGGAGGGAGGAGGAAAGGGAUUUAAUGGGUGAGGUGGAUUGAGGGGAAGACGAGGACCUUCGAACGAUACACGCAUUGCUAUCAACCCGCCUCAUCUGGCUGCACCUCAUCUCAAGCACGCAUCAUAUAGCAUAGAACGUACACACACUACUUAGCCAGCACUUACCGAUAAUGGGACCUCCCGCCUCCAUGUUUGUUC